Brassicogethes aeneus is the source of this 3170-nucleotide messenger RNA. The record is from the annotation of a GenBank genome assembly. Lineage: Eukaryota; Metazoa; Arthropoda; Insecta; Coleoptera; Nitidulidae.
AUGACAGAACCGGCUACGCAGCGAAAGGCGAUUAUAAUCCUUGUGACGAUCCUGAUCCUGAUCCUUAAUACGGUGCAGAAUUCCGAACCGGACAAAAGAAUUUCGGCCUUUAUUAACGGCGAUUUCAUCAUCGGCGCACUUUUUCCCUUACACCACCAGCCGUCGUCAAAGAAAAGACUAAUUGCCAGCCUCGGCAUCAGAUGUGGUGAAAUAAGGGAGCUUUACGGCAUUCAAAGGGUCGAGGUGACGCUACAAACGUUAGAUAAAAUUAACCAGAACCCGAAUUUAUUGCCAAACCUCACUUUGGGAGUGGAAAUAAGGGAUGAGUGUUGGUAUGCGCCUGUGGCCUUACAACAGAGCAUAGAGCUUAUUAGAGAUGCCAUUACACCUCUAUCCACUGUGGACAUCUGUCAAACUCAAUCAAGCAAGGACAGAGGACCGCUUAUAGGAGUCGUUGGUCCUGGGUCCAGUUCGGUAGCUCUACAAGUACAAAAUUUACUGCAACUUUUUCAUUUGCCCCAAGUUGGUUAUUCCACAACAAGCAGAGAUCUUUCUGAUAAGAGUCGUUUUAACUACUUUCUUCGCGUAGUUCCCUCAGAUUACUAUCAAGCACAAGUAAUGUUAGAUAUAGUGAGAUACUUUGGUUGGACCUAUGUAUCUGCAGUUAACACUGAUGAAAACUACGGCCAAUCAGGUAUUCAAGCAUUCCGGGAGCUUGCAGAAGAAGCCGAUGUGUGCAUAGCAAGAGAAGACUCUGUUUUAAGUAACGCUGCGGAUGAAAUCUUUGACAAGGUUAUCCUAAACUUAAAGCAAGACUCAAAUGCUCUUGUGGUGGUGUGUUUUUGCGAAGGUCUCACCGUUCGUGGUCUCCUCAAAGCUACUAGAAGAUUGAAUAUGACAAACCACUUUUUAUUUAUAGGAAGUGACGGUUGGGCGGACAGAGGCGACGUGACGCGCGGAUACGAAGAGGAGGCCUGGGGCGGCAUCUCCAUCAGAAUUCACUCGCCGCACGUCAAGUCUUUCGACGAUUACUAUUGGUCCUUAGAUCCCGACACGAACAAACGGAAUCCGUGGUUCAGGGAGUUCUGGGAGACGCGGUUUACGUGCAAGUUGACCGAACAACGGAACUCCUUAGCGACGGCGCCGAACUCCACGAGAAACUUCACGGAAGAGGAGAUGGACUUCAGACAGGAGUGCAGUCGUGACCAAAGCUUGUCCGACAAGUAUCGUCAGGAUUCAAAGCUGAGCUUCGUGAUAAAGGCCAUUUACAGUCUGGCCCAUGCGUUACACGACAUGCAGCAGGAUAUUUGCGGACAGGGACAAGUCGGAAUGUGCGAUAAGCUGCUUCCGUUUAACGGAUCGCUUUUCAAGAAUUACCUAAUGAACGUGUCGUUCGAGUACGAGGAGGAAAUAAUAGAGUUCGACGAGAACGGUGAUCCCCCGGGCCGCUACGACAUCAUGAACUUUCAACGUUUGGAGGACGGUUCGUUCGACUACGUCCAGGUCGGCAGUUGGAAUAAUCGCAGCUUGCUCUGGAACAAUUCCCAGAAGGUGCAGUUCGGAAGAAGGCAACAGGGCGUUAAUAGGAGGCCGCGAUCCGUGUGCUCAGAGGAAUGCCCGAAAGGACACUACAAAAAUGUUCAACAAGGCGGCAAGGACAAAAGAUGUUGUUGGGUAUGCGUGCCAUGUCCUGCGGGUGAGAUAUUGGUAAAGGAGGGCGAGAAGUGCCAUCCCUGCCCGCUGGGAUUCGUUCCAGACGAAUUCAGAAUAGUUUGCCGUCUACUGCCCAUCGAAUACGUACAAUGGUUCGACAAACAGGCCAUCAUAGCAAUGAUUUUCGCAUCCAUGGGCUUUCUAAGUACAUCUUUCGCUUUUGCAGUGUUUAUGAAAUAUAACAACACCCCAGUCGUAAAAUCGUCCACCAAAGAGCUCUGCUACAUCAUCUUAGUCGGGAUGACGGUUUCCCAUGCAUCCAUAUUCGCCAUUAUCGCUAAACCCUCAAACUUAUCUUGCGCCUUAACUAGAUUUCUACCCGGUUUAAGUUUUGCUAUGAUAUACGCAGCAUUAUUAACAAAAACUAAUAGAAUCGCAAGAAUUUUAGCGGGCAGCAAAAAAAGAUUUCCAACCAGAAAACCUUUAUUUAUGUCGGCAACUGCACAAGUCUUCAUUACUCUUCUACUUAUAACCGUGGAAGUAUUUAUAUCGGGAUUUAUGCUCCAUUAUCAGUAUCCGGAUAUAAGUCACGUUUAUUAUUUCGAUCGAACCCUUCUAGUAUGCAAUACAACUCUAGAAAAUAUCGUCACACCUCUCGCCUUCGAUUUCUUUUUAAUAAUUCUCUGCACCCUUUACGCCGUUAAAACGAGAAAUGUUCCUGAAAACUUUAAUGAGGCAAAAUUCAUUGGAUUUGCAAUGUACACGACCUGCGUGAUCUGGAUAGCCUUCAUUCCAAUUUAUUUUGGAAGCGACUCUAAAGUAAUCACUAUGUGUAUGUGCGUUACCCUAAGCGCUAUGGUUACAUGGGUAUUUAUGUUUCUGCCCAAACUCUACAUAAUAAUUUUGCAACCAGAACGCAACAACAGGGCUCUAUUUACUACGAGCAAGUCAAUCAGAUGCCACAUUGGGUCGAGGGUGGCGAGUGCUCUAUCGGAAAAGAGCUCUACGAAUAGCUGGAAAGAUAGUAGUACAUCCGCCAGAGAGGUUAAAGAGCCUCAAAUGAGGUCCCUCUCAUGUCAAACGGGAAGUGAGCUGCUACAAGUUAUCCUAAAUCCAAUGGCGUUAAUAGAAACGCGCACACCGGUUUCAAUAAAUAAUUCUUUGGUUCCAAGAAUUACGGAGCACAACUGUUGCGAGUCUGAUAAUUGUCAGAUGAAAAGGAUUACAAUUGAACUGCCAUUUGAUCCCAGCUAUGGAAAUUAGGACUUAAAAUGCAUAAUAUACACUGUAUAUUAUACAGGGUGUCCCAAAAAUAGCGCACUAAUGACUUACCACGCUAUAAAGGCGUGCGCCAUUUUGGGAACACCCUGUAUUAAAAAACACACACUUUAAACUAUUCCAGAUAUUUAAAUAUAAUUUUAUAUUCAAUAAUAAACAUAAUUUUGUUCAAUCAGCUCUUAUUUUCAUGAUAUUGUUUAACAAAGUUUUCGAUAUGCUUACAUUCCAAUUUGUAUAUA